AAAAUCAAUUGAAAGAUUCCUUUCGUCAUAUGAUCACAAGUGCAAAAUCGGUGGACGGCACAGAUAACUUCACUGGUCGACAAGAUGUUACGGGCGAUUUCCCUGUUAUUUGCGCUCUUUGCUGCGGCAAAUUGUGAUCAACUGUCGGUGCUGUUUUCCCCGAAAUCCGUCGAGUUCAGUGGAAACAGUCGCCUGGACUCGGAUUCGCUUCCGGAUGUGUUCGGUGCCGCCCUUGGCUAUUCGGUUAGCUUCCCUUCGGAAUGGGACGGCAUGGUGAUUAAGGAUCCGUUCAACACCGCCAAUGGUGCCGUGGUAGUCGUCGCGGAGGGAUUGGACUCCCUUCCGGUUGAGGGUGCCAAGAGUUUCGAUCUCAUCGGAAACACCGGAUCCGUUGCGCUGAGCGAGCUGAUCCAGAAGUCGGCCGAUCAUCAUAGUGUCAGCUUCGAGGUCGACCUGAAGGAAUCGUCGGACAGCUUCACGACCCCACUUGGUACGGUUCAGCCGGAUGAUGAUGAGGUAAAGCCGCAGCACCUUAAGCCCAAAUCGAACAAGGCCGAUUCGGACUUCCUGCGUCAGAUCGCCUUCAUUAACGGACUGAGCGAUCUGCUCGUGACGUCGACCGACAGCAUCCCGACCGUGCACGUCGUGCGCGUUUCUUUCGAAGCCAUCCUGGCUGCCCACGAGUCCAGCGCACCCGCCCUGGAUGAGGCGAAGAAACUGUUCGUCAAUGCACUCAAAAGUUUGGAAACUGCUGCCGAAAAGGCUUUCGAUGGUUCAGUUAUUAUUGGACUGGUAACGGCCAGCGAAGGACAGCUAGUUGUACGAUCCAAGCGUCAGGCUACAUCGCCGAAACAGGAGACAGUAGACGAUAACCCAAUGAACCUGGCUCUGAAGUACAACAGCAACUAUCCGGUCAUGUUCAACAUCAUUUUGUGGUUCAGCGUUGUGCUCGCAUUCUCGCUGAUCGCCAUCUCGAUCGUGAUCGGUACUAUGGAUCCGGGUCGUGACUCCAUCAUCUACCGCAUGACCUCCACCAGGAUGAAGAAGGACAACUAAAUCCUUAAGACCGUACGUGAAGUGAAGGUGCUCCAGCAAAUAGUUAAAUUAUUCCAUUUUUCCCGCCCGUAAAACUUACCAUCAAACGAUCAGAAGGAUAUGCACCGUAAUCGCAAUGUAUAGCAAGAAGUAUUUCAACAAACUUACCACUGCAUACCGUCUGAUCUGAUUGCCCAUCUGCUGGAAUACGAUAAUCGGGAAAGGCACCAAAAAGGACUAUUCUUUUCUUUCGUCGUAAAAUAUCCAUCACGAGGUUUCCGACCUGCGCCAAACACCGCCGUUAUCGUCGUGCAAUGUACGCUUCCCGUUGGCAAUGUUGCGACCAUACCACCGUUAAGUGCGUGCCCUUUCGCAUCGUCAUCGCUCCACCCUUCAACGAUGUCGUCCCCUAUUUGAUUCCCCGGUGGUUCCACACAAGUGAAAAUCGACUGCAAAUCAGCAAACCAUUGAACUUAAUGCAGCAGCAGGAGAAAAAAAAGCACAUACCGAUUUUCCCUUUGUUUUAACUUUGUUGUUUAUUUGAGUUUCGUAAGGAGUAGAAAAUAAAGGAGGAUAACAUUCCAAAGUUAUCUA
Molecule: messenger RNA, 1629 nt
Organism: Anopheles coustani
Lineage: Eukaryota; Metazoa; Arthropoda; Insecta; Diptera; Culicidae
Gene: ATP6AP2
Product: ATPase H(+)-transporting accessory protein 2
Exons: 4
Coding region: 85-1056 (323 amino acids)
Biological process (GO): positive regulation of Wnt signaling pathway
Cellular component (GO): membrane; external side of plasma membrane
Molecular function (GO): signaling receptor activity
Source: RefSeq, a predicted model, not a curated record